Messenger RNA from Pelodiscus sinensis (Chinese soft-shelled turtle), 1098 nucleotides. Lineage: Eukaryota; Metazoa; Chordata; Testudines; Trionychidae. The record is from RefSeq and is a predicted model, not a curated record.
ACCCAACCGAGCUCACAGCUGAGCCUGUGCGGGGAAUCCCUCCCUUCCCGUCACCGCUGGGAACUCUGGGAAACCCAGCGACAGCAGGUCGGACAGCGGGGCUGUGGUUACGUCUCCCCCAUCGCUGCCUGGCCGAGGGAGGGAACAUUUCCCGUAGAGCUGGGGAUCCAGGACCAGACUGGAGAAGAGGGGGUGUCUAGUCGUGACUGGCACCGUAAGCCAUGUGUCGGGGGAGGGGAGCUCUAACUCAUUAUAAACCUCCUCCCACGGGUGUGCCUGAUGUACCACACAGACACACUCAGCAACCAGGGCUCUGACCCUCCACGGGCUGUUGCAUCUUGGUGCCCAGGGGACUUGGGGGGGUCUGGCAACAUCAGACUUUCCCCUCUGCACCCAUGGGGCUACCAGGAUUAACAGCAGCCUGGUGGCCACAUCAUGUCUCCAUUCCAUUCAGCUCCUCACUCUCCUUCUGACCUUUGCCGGAGCGCUGGCCUCUUCCUGGAGCUUUACAAACAAGGCUCAGCCGGGAAAGACUGCGAGGAAGUCUUCAGGCAGCUAAAGGAAGCGCUGAAAGGUGGGAAAACCAAGAGUUCCUACCUGAAGUGCUACGAGGUGCAUAAGACCUGGAGUUCAGAGACGUGGGGGAAAAGAAAGGCAGCGUUCGCUGAACUCAUUGCGGUUUUUAAAACUGAACUUCAAGCUACUCACUGUUCUUCUGGCCACUGCUGGGGUGUCAUCCUCUUCCUGGAGCUUCACAUGCAAGACUCACCCGGGAAAGAAUGCGAGAGGGUCUUCAGGGAGCUAAUGGAAUCCCAGAGAGAAGAAAGUAUCAGAAAUCAUCACCUGACGAGCUCUGACCUGGCUUCGUUCCCGUACUGGAAGAUGGUGACAGAAGGAUUUUGGGAGAUAGCUCACUGCAUCUGGGAAUGUGAACGGGAAGCUGCAGGAUUCGUAGGGAACAUGUCGAAUCUCUUGUGGAAAAUCGCAUUCUGCCUCAUCACCCCUUUGGAUCCACAAAACCCAUCUCUGCCCACCCACCGAUGUUCAAGGGGGAAAAGGCCGAAUGUGUCCACAGAGUCUUCCCAGCUUUUUGUUUGA